Felis catus (domestic cat) is the source of this 2970-nucleotide messenger RNA. It is a transcript of the gene DYNAP, whose product is annotated as dynactin-associated protein. The transcript is spliced from 3 exons. Gene Ontology annotation, cellular component: Golgi apparatus; plasma membrane. Gene Ontology annotation, biological process: activation of protein kinase B activity. The coding region runs from base 817 to 1284 and encodes 155 amino acids. Lineage: Eukaryota; Metazoa; Chordata; Mammalia; Carnivora; Felidae. The record is from RefSeq and is a predicted model, not a curated record.
CAACGUAUCAAAGACAUUGUUUCUUUCCUAGUUCCAGCUUAUCAAAAAGAUUGGGAUUCAUGAGAAGCAGUGACAUCAUUCCAUAGCCAAAAGCAACACAAAUUUACAUAGAAGCAGACUAGAUUUACCGUGGAUAAUCCUCGAUUCAUAUAAUCAAGAGCUACUGAAGUGUACUUACUUCCUAUUUUUAUCUGUAUUUUUAGUAAAACCAUUUUGGUAAGUUUUUAGUUCCUGUUUCCAUCUCAGUUUAGCCACUGACUUCAACAGCACAGCACAUUUUAUUCAACAACCACCUAAAUCUAUCAUGAUCCCCUAAUCUCCAUAUUGUCUUAUUUCUGGAAAGUUUUGAAAUUAGUCAUUACCAUAAUCCCUCUGCUUAGCUACAGAAUAUUCUGCAAUACUCAUUACCAAGGAGUGGCUUUGUGGGUUUUUUUUUUUUUUUUUAGAAACAAAAACUAAAUUCCUAACCCAUGAGAAAUCAAGUUUCAGUGAUUUUAAAUGAAUUAUGUGAAAUAAAGAGGGCAAGGGUUUAUAUCUCCUCCAGAAUCUUAGAGUCAUUCUGAUAGUUGGGAUAAUUUUCUGCGUGUUCUGUUUUUGAAGGGAGCAAACUUUUCUAUUUAUUUUUCCUCAGCAAGUAUAAAUUGCAUACUUUCGGGUUGAAUUAGGAAAUUCUUUUCAGAAAAUAGCUAUUGUUUUACAUAACCCAGAUUGAAUACAGUUAUUAGUUUAACAUAAAUUCAGGAUUUCCCAAGUUCUCAUCCACAAAGUGAGCAUAGACAUUUUGAGGGUUGUAUUUGAGACCCCAGCAACCUCAGAAUGGAUGGGGAACGACGACAUCAUGUUGUGGAUAUUGAGCAAACCUCAACGGAGCUGUUGCCCAGAAAUCCAUACUGUUUGAAUGAAGGAAGACAGUGUGGUUGUACAUUGCCCAAUGUGACCCUCCAGCCACAGUGGGUUACAGCAAAACCAUGGUCACUCUGGAAAACAUUUCUGGUGUGUCUCUUGGCCUGUCUAAUUGCCACAACCCUUGUUAUUCUGGUCUUAUAUUUUGUCCACUUUGGCAAGCACACCAACAGUACCACUAUCAUCAUUCACGCAGAUGGAAAGUCGAAUCAUGUCACCUGCAUCCCUGAUUCUACCCCAUCUCCUACCUCAUCAACCCUGCCUGGAUCUUCUACCCCUGCGGCCACCCAAAGCUCCUCUGCCAAGGUGUCUCCAUCCUCCAUGGAGACAACUGAAAUAACAACACUGGACCAUGAAGUUAUCAUUGAAGAGAACUUUUGAGCCCUUAGCUCUCCUCAAGCCAGACCAACACCCUUACCCCAAAGGAGGCAUGUUCAGGUGUUCUCUCUUCCUGCCAAUGGGUUGCAAAGCAUUUGGCUUCAUGAGAGCUUGCUCCUCCCCCUCCACUCAUUUGCUAUAUUCCCAUAUGGUAAUGACUCAGUCUUGGGCCCUCCAGUGUUCAAAUGAUUGGAAAACAUUUUUUUUUUUUUUUUUUAAACUGAGGCUGAUUGAUUCAUUCAGGCUGGGGCCCAGUGUUUUCUUUCCAUCCCUCCCAUACAACCAACUUUAUUCUCCACAAAUAGUGGUUUCAACUGCUGAAGAGGCUGCCAGGAGGAUGCUGCUCUACUUAGAUCUCUGCCUGUUGGUUCUGAAGCCAAUAUUUACUACCUAGCUAUUGAUUAUUUUCUAAUCUCAUAACUUCCCUAUUUUCCGCAUUUAUAUUCCAGUAGGGAGAAGGAAAUGUUCAACUAAAGUGGUUAAUGAGUCGGGGGCCUGGGUGGCUCAGUUGGGUAAGUGUCCAACUCUUGGUUCAACUCACGUCAUGAGCUCACAGUUCAUGGGUUCGAGCCCCACAUCAAGCUCUGUCUGACAGCACAGAGCCUGCUUAGGUUUCUCUCUCUCCCUCUCCCUGCCCUUUCCCUGCUCACUCUCUUUCUCUUUCAAAACAAAUAAAUAAACUUAAAAAACUAAAGUGGUUAAUGAGCAAGAGUUUUUAAAUACCUAUUGGUCACUACAGAGGCAUUUCUCUUGGGGAAUUCAGAAAAGAAGUCAGUGAAGUUAGGAAUAAUCAAGGAAGAUUUUGGAGAAGGACUAAAAGUUGAAAAAGGAUGAAAAUUUGGACUUACAUAGAGAUCAUUAAAUAGAAAAUGAGAGGGUUAAGGGGGUUUAAUGGAUUUAAAAUCAAAAGCACACUUAGGAACACUUCAAAUGUAACAAGUGAUGUAUUUUAUAUUUCUGAAGUUUCACUGAUAUUGUCAAUAUUAUUUUCCAUACUUGAUAUUUUGCUUAGUCUCCGAACUACUAUAAACUAUUACUUACAAAAUUUGUAUUUUGUACUACAAGUUUGAGGGCACAUUGCUUGUAAUUUGCUAUGAAACACAAGACUUAUUCAAUAUAAAUAAUUAUAUUCUGAGUGUUUAAUACUCACUGAAAGCAUACAUGUUUCAUUCUGGGAAAGACUUUAGAGUUAAAUUAACCUGCCCAUUCCACCCCCAACCUCCAAACUCUACAAAAAUGGAACAGUGUUCCAGACAAGGGGGCUCCUACCCAAAGACUCAGCCCUAUAGCCUAUACCCAAGCCACUAAAGCCUUGGUAUCCAGCUUCCAACUUCUGCUUGUCUUUUGUGCACCAUUAAAAGUUCUAAAAGCAUUGUUUUGUUUUCCUAAAGCAAAAGACUUUGUGUUCUCUAUCAUUCUAGGUUGAGUUGCCGCAGGCAACAAUAAGUCAUGUAAAUUAGCAUGACUUUGAGGCCUUACUGAGUAAUUAGACUCCACAAAAGAAAGAUCAGAAAUACAGUCAUUCCUUACAAAAUUGUUAUAUAUGGACAACUAGUAUUAUUUUUCAGACACCAAGAAAUGUAAAAAUUUGAGUCUUUAUUUAUUUAUUUAUUUUUUUAAUGUUUACUAACUUUUGAGAGAGAGACAGAGAAGGAGACACAGCAUCUGAAGCAGGCUCCAGAGCUGUCA